Messenger RNA from Eutrema salsugineum, 1218 nucleotides. RefSeq lists its product as uncharacterized. The coding region runs from base 1 to 1218 and encodes 405 amino acids. NCBI's taxonomy places the organism in Eukaryota, Viridiplantae, Streptophyta, Magnoliopsida, Brassicales, Brassicaceae. The transcript is spliced from 2 exons. The record is from RefSeq and is a predicted model, not a curated record.
AUGGAGAUUAAUGCCAAAGUGGACACCAUGUACAAUGAUUUGAAUGGCAAGUAUGAGGCUGUGUGGACUCAUGUGAAGAAGCUGGAUGUUCAGGUAGCUCAGACUGCAGAAGCUGUAAAGAGAUCACCUGGAACUCUCCCUGGAAAAGGUGAAAAUCCCAGGAAUGAGUUUGUGAAUGCUAUUGAGCUUAAAAGUGGGAAGACUCUACAUGCUGCACCAACAAGCUCUGUCUCAGAAAAGAGGAAGAAAAAGGACGUGGAGCACCUGCUCCAAGAAGAGGAACCAGCUCAUGACGUAAAAAAGACGAAGGAGCACUCUUCCUCCAUCGGAGCACCUGCUCCAAAAUCUGGAGCACCUGCUCCAGACGUAGAUUUGACGAGGGAGCACCCUGAGCCAACGAGGGAGCACCUGCUCCAGCCACCUGCCCCAGCAAACAUUCCUGCAAGAGUUUACACGCCUAAGGUACCUUACCCAGUUCCACAAAAGAAGUCUCGCAAGGACUUAGAGGAUGCAAAGUGCAGGGAGAUGCUGAAGGAUUUGACUGUAAAACUCCCUCUAGCUGAUGCUGUUAAGAUGAUACCAGCCCUUAAAAGAUACAUGAAGGGGUUAGUGUCUGGGAAAGCUGUUGAGGAAGAGAGUGUCAUGAUGGUUUCGAAGGAGUGCAGUGCUGUGCUUCAGAAAAGAGAAGUGAUCCAGGAAGCCAAGCGAUUGGGUUACACCAGAUUCAAACCGACGAAAAUCUCGCUGGUAUUCGCUGAUAGAUCAACCAAAUUCCCUGUUGGUAUACUUGAGGAUCUGCAUGUUCAGAUAGGUGAUACACUCAUUCCAGCAGAUUUUGUGGUUCUGGAGCUUGAUGAAGAACCCAAGGAUCCUUUGAUAUUGGGUCGAUCCUUCUUAUGCACAGCUGGUGCAAUCAUAGAUGUGAAAGAAGGAGUGAUAGAUCUCCAGCUGGGAGAUAUGGUGGUGCGAUUUGAGAUGAAUAAACUCUUCAAGAAACCAAUGCUGGACGGACAGACAUUUGUCAUAGAUGAUGGUUCAGGCAUUGCUGAAGAGGUUGCUGAAGAGGUUUUGGCCAUCGAUCCUCUCGAAGUUGCACUCACCAAAGCUGAAGGAGAACAUGGGUAUUUGAGUGAAGAAGCUGAUGGGUUUGCAAAAAUGCUGAAUGCAAGCACGAGAAUGCAAAGGCAGGUUGAUACGAUUCGAGGAGAUCAACUCUGA